Molecule: messenger RNA, 3704 nt
Organism: Drosophila albomicans
Lineage: Eukaryota; Metazoa; Arthropoda; Insecta; Diptera; Drosophilidae
Exons: 4
Coding region: 1890-3071 (393 amino acids)
Source: RefSeq, a predicted model, not a curated record
AGCAGCAGCAACAGUCGCGGUCACGGCUCUAACACCUGACCGAGUUGCCGCCGUCCGUCACUCGUGGUUUGAACUCGACUCGACUCAACCGAAAUUUCCACUCAACGGGAAUUGAGUGUGUUUCAGAGUUCCCAAAACGUUCCACGCGUGGCAAAGAUAAAAUACGAACCUGGCUACGUUGCAACAUGUUCGAUAUUGCGAAGACCGUUUAAUAUCCGAUGGAUACAACAAAUGUAUCUGCAGUGAGUGGCAAGCGAGGCAGCGGCUCGAACUCGCAACUUGUUCUGUUCACUGUGAAGCGUCGAGGCGUGCGGUACUGAAAGCCGGACAAUAAUACACCGAAAUAUAUCCGACGACGACGUCUACGAAUAAAUAUAACAACACACAAUAAUAAUAACAACAUUUUUUGUCUGCUAACCGGUUCGCGGAGUUCACAACAAACAACUAAAUAACAACUUAAGAGAAUUUUGUGGGCCUAAAGAAAAGUUAAAACGUAAUCCUCGAAAUUUCCUCGAAAUUAUUUUGUGAUCUAUGUGAUCUCUCUCUCUGUUGAAGUGUAGUGAGUGAAUCGGUGUCGGUGUUGCCAAAAUAUACCCAAAAAAUAAAUAAGAGAAGAAAAUUCACGUUAAUUGAGCUGUAAGUGCUGAUUUGUAAUACAAAUUUGCAACGCUUGCAAGUGAGUUGGAGUCGAGUCGAAGCCGAGGCAAGGCGAGGCCGCAUAAACAAAUCUGGCUGCGCGUCUUGGUUCACUGAUUUAAUGCCACAAACAGAUUGCAGAUUGCUAGCUGUAUUGCUGUAACCAACCAACACCGUCAUCUCCGUCGUCUCCUGUUCUCCUCCUUCCUGCCUGCCUGCCUCCGUGCUUGCAACCUGCUUCCAAGCUUGUUGUAAGCUUGUUUCUGCGGAAGAGUCAGAGCGCCACAGAGCGCGAGGAGAUCCGGCAACAAAAACAACAACAAAAAACACAGAACCCAGCCAAAUACGUGUAUAAGAAACGACGACCAAACAUUUUGCCAUUGAGCAAAAGAAUUUCUUUAAAACAACAACAACAACAACAACAUCAAGAAGAAGCAAACAGCGCUCAGCAAAAGAUUUACAACGCGAAGCCAAGCAAAAAGUGUAAAAAAAGAGCCAAGCAAAAAAAAAAAGUGAAGAGAAAAAAAAUUAGCGCAUACUGCAAGUGCAUCGGUGUGUGUGAGAGUGCACAGGUGUAAGUGUGUGUGUGAGUGUAUAUAUGUAGGUGUGUGUGUGUAGAAAAAAAGUUGUUUAACUAACCAAACGAAAAAAGUUUGAAAAGUGUCAAGCAAAGCGGCGCGCGGCCAAUAACCCAGCGACAACCAACAACCAACAACUACAGCAACCACUUAGAACAGCAACAACAAUUGCUGAGGCAGCUACAGCAACAACAACAAUCGUAGUGCAUGCAAUGGCGACCCCCUGAAACGGGCUAGCCUGCGGUUUAAUUACCGUUAUCCUUGCUUGCAAUUUGCAACUGGCAGCAAACUAAACGGCACUCAAGUCUGGGAUUACAUUUGACGCCGCGUGUGAAAGCAAAAGGACAACAACAGUAUUGGGAAGGAGACAAUUCAAGGCAGUUGCCACAUUCCAAUUGGCCACAACAAGCGGCUAAUUGGCAACAACUGCAACAUCAACAACUGCAACAACAACAACAACUACAACUGCAGCAGCGAUUUAGAGGCGCCACGAUACACAAUGUGCCACAGGCAGCAACAAGAGCAACUCGAGCAACGGCAGCUGAAGUAGACGAAGCGUCGUUAAAGGAUUGUUAGCACAGCAACGUCAAAUCCCAAGCAAUCGCAGUAUCGUUGCUGCUUCUCCUCCUCCUGCGCCUUUCCUCCGCUACUCACUCCCCCCGCAGCACUCUCAGUAUGCCAUCAAUUGCCAACAUCAGUGUGAGUGCCAGGACAAUGGUCAACAUCCUGCCUGGCCAGGAUGCGCGUCUCGGCUACAUUGUAAAUCAAGUCACAGCCGCCGCCGCCGCCGCAUCCGCCUCCGCUUCAGUGUCCACCUCCACCUCCGCAUCCCCGUCCACGCCUCUGCCCACAUUUAGUCCGCCACGCAUCGAGAGCUUGGUGGCCAGCUCAGCGGAGCAGGAUUUGGCCAGCUUUGGGGAUGUGACAUUCGACAUCUUCGAUGACGAUGACGAUUUGUUUGGCUCGCCCAUGGCCUUCGAUGCCAGCGAACAAGGACUGUGGAAUGGACGCUUUGUUCCGCCGCCCCCGCGUCCCCCGUUCUUUGUCGACGAACCCGUGCUGAGCGAUGGCCUAACCACAUGUGAUUUAUGCUCCUGGGCCAUGCCCACCAAGAGCACAUUCAUGUUCGAGGGCACGAUAGAGAAAGCCAGCGAAUUGGGCUGGCCGCUGACGUUGAUCAUUGUGUCCGUGUUGUCGGCGCUGUUCGGCGCCAUCAUCAUGAUUGCCGUGGUGCGCUGCAGGCGCAAAAAGAGCUCCAACAAUCGCAAUGACACUCAUGUGCAGUGGUGGUCGCGCAACAAACGCGCCCACGGCAACGGGGCGGGCGGCACGGGUGGCAGUGGCAGCGGAGCGCCGAUUGCCGGCAGCAGUGCGCACAAUAACAACAAUCAUCUGAGACGCAGCAACAUCUACACAGCGCACCCGGCGGACAGCAUACGUGGACUGCAACCGUUGCCGCUGCCGUUGCCACUGCCAAUGCCAAUGCCGUUGCCAAUGCCGCCCACGCUGCCGGCCACAUCGUCCACAUCAAUGUUGUCCGUGUCGCCAGCAGCAGCAGCAGCAACACUAGGCCAACAGCAGCAGCAGCAACAGCAGCCAGCACAUUAUUUCCAUUCAUAUCAUCAUCAUCAUCAUCAUCACGCACCGCCGCCGUUGCCGUCGAUGUCGUUGCCACAUUACCCGCAUGACUGCGACGAGGAUGCUGCCUAUGAGGAGCCCGAGUAUCAUCAGCCACAGCAACUACACAGCAGCUCCACCAACAGCAACAGCAACUCCAUGUCGUCGGUCACGUCAUCGCCAGCGCCCACUGAGACGAACCAUUGGCCGCAGGCCGGCACCAUGGUGGUCGCCAGCUGAGAGGCAGCUGACGAGCCGUGCAGCAGCACUUGGUCGCAGCGUCCGCGACGCAGCAGCCUGAGCAGCGGCUGGAUUUGGCAGUGACAUGUUGCACGGCAACAAAGCAACAGCAAAAGCAAAAGCGGCAGCCAAUGCCAAAGCGAAAGCAUCGUUGUCUACUUAAAAUGCGGCUCACAAAUUCUGGUGCAGAUCAUAAAAAGGAUUACACGUAACAUUUUGUGAAGUUUAUUUUGUGUGUGUGUGUGUGUCAGUGUGAGUGUGGCAAACGGAAGCAGUCCAUAAGGAUGCACACGCUUACUAUCUAUACUAUAUACUAUAUACGAUAUAUAUGUAUAUCGCUUGUGUGUCUGCAAUUGGGAAAACCGAAACGAAUUUAGUGUCACUUCCACUUCCGUUUUGCAAACUAUCGAAAACCAAAAGCCCGCAGACAGACGAAGCUAACAGCUAACGAGGGACACAGCGAGAGAGGGGCAAAGUGGGGUAGGGGAAUGAAGAGGGAACAUCAUGCUCUUUACAUGCCUGGCACGUUUUAUCCUUUAUUGCCGUUCGGCAUUAGUACAGGGAUUUUGUCAGAUUAAAGCAAAUAAAAGGCGUGCUUUUUGUUUUCCAACCGGCAACUGCCGGCUUUGCUGC